GAGUUUGUGUUUUCAGUUGUGCUAGUGCUACUACGCCAAUAAAAAGUGCCCGCUCAAGAGAGCGAACACAAUGAGGGCUGUUUUCUUUUGACAGAAACCUUGUCUCUGGUUCUCCAACGGGUCGGGUGGAAAUUGCAGACUGUCAUCCUAAAACGCAUUUAACCCAUUGUUGGUUUGUGUGUUAGCCACAUUUAUUCGCAAUUUAGCUAACUAGCUACAUUAGGGUUGUUUCGUUGGGCUAUUCCCUGGAUCUGUACAGCAGGUGACGCGGACACAACAGGGAUGUGCAAUGGCAUCGGUGCGGGUGGCUGUCCGGCUCAGGCCUAUGAACAGGCGGGAGAAGGACUUGACUGCAAAAAACAUAAUUGAAAUGAAAGAUGACAAGACGACCAUUACAAACCUGAAGAUACCGGAUGGCAUUACAGGGGAUUCAAUGAGAGAAAGAAAGAAGACCUUUACAUAUGACUUUUCCUAUGACUCAGCUGACAGUAAAAGUACCAACUUUGCCUCCCAGGAGAAGGUGUUCAAAGACCUAGGCUCGGAUGUCCUCAAGGCUGCUUUCCAAGGCUACAAUGCCUGCAUCUUCGCCUAUGGCCAGACCGGCUCGGGGAAAUCCUACACCAUGAUGGGAAAUCCGGGAGAUGCUGGUCUCAUUCCACGGAUAUGUGAGGGUCUGUUCAGCCGAAUAGCUGGGAUGACUCGUUGGGAUGAGGCCUCGUUUCGCACAGAGGUCAGCUACCUGGAGAUUUACAACGAACGUGUCCGAGACCUGCUCAGGCGAAAGUCGACCCAAACCUACAACCUGAGGGUGAGGGAGCAUCCGAAAGAUGGACCUUACGUGGAAGACCUGUCGAAGCACCUAGUGCAGAACUACCACGAUGUGGAGGAGCUGAUGGAGGCCGGCAACAUCAACCGCACCACGGCCGCUACGGGCAUGAACGACACCAGCAGCCGCUCGCACGCCAUCUUCACCAUCAAUUUCACACAGGCUAAGUUUGAUGCGGAGAUGCCAUGUGAGACGAUCAGUAAGAUCCACCUGGUGGACUUGGCCGGCAGUGAGAGGGCGGACGCCACGGGCGCCACGGGGGUCCGUCUCAAGGAGGGCGGCAACAUCAACAAGUCACUGGUCACCCUGGGUAAUGUCAUCUCUGCUUUAGCGGACCUAAGCCAAGACGGAUUAAACACCAACCUAAAGAAGAAGCAGGUGUUUGUGCCGUACAGAGACUCUGUGCUAACGUGGCUCCUCAAGGACAGCUUGGGAGGCAACUCCAAAACCAUCAUGAUCGCAACCAUUUCGCCAGCCGACGUCAACUACGGCGAGACGCUGAGCACACUGCGCUACGCCAACCGCGCCAAAAACAUCAUCAACAAGCCCACAAUCAACGAGGACUGCAACGUGAAGCUCAUCCGAGAGCUCCGUGCUGAGAUCGCCCGGCUGAAAGCGUUGCUGGUCCAGGGGAACCAGAUUGCACUUCUGGAUUCACCUACCGCUCUGAGCAUGGAGGAGAAACUGCACCAAAAUGAAGCCAGAGUGUUGGAGUUAACAAAGGAGUGGACUAACAAAUGGAAUGAAACUCAGAACAUUCUCAAGGAGGAAACCCUUGCCCUAAGGAAAGAGGGAAUCGGUGUCGUGCUCGAUUCCGAGUUACCUCAUCUCAUCGGCAUCGACGAUGACCUCCUGAGUACCGGCAUCAUCCUCUACCAUCUCAAGGAGGGCAGAACAUACGUUGGUCGAGAAGAUGCGUCCACCGAGCAGGACAUCGUUCUCCAUGGGCUGGACCUGGAGAGUGAGCACUGCAUGUUUGAGAACCAGGCCGGCUCCGUGACCCUGAUUCCGCUCAACGGGGCCCAGUGCUCCGUAAACGGCGUGCACGUGACUGAACCUUCCCCGCUCAACCAAGGUGCUGUCAUCUUACUGGGGAGAACCAACAUGUUCCGUUUCAACCACCCGAAAGAGGCUGCUAAGCUGAGGGAAAAGAGAAAGAGUGGACUGCUCUCCUCCUUCAGUCUGUCUAUGACCGAUCUCUCCCAGUCAUGUGAAAACCUCUCCACUGUGAUGCUGUACAACCCGGGUCUCCUCACCGAAAAGGGGCCCAUCUAUCUCAGGUUGGAGUUUGAGAGGCAGCAACGAGAAGAGCUGGAGAAGCUGGAGCAUAAAAGGAGGCUGAUUAAGGAGAUGGAGGAGAAGCAGAAGUGCGAGAAGGCGGAGCUGGAGCGCCUCCAGCAGGAAGUGGAGUCCCAGCGGAAGGAGUCGGAACAGGUGCAGCAGCGCAUCCGCCGCCAGGAGGAAACCCUCCGCUGCCGCAGCCAGGACAUUGAGACCCGCCUGUGCGACCUCCUGGCUGAGAAGAAGCGCUUCGAGGAGGAGCGCCACCGCGAGACCCAGGAGCUGGAGCUGCAGAGGCGCCAGCGGCGGAAGCAGCAGGAGGAGCGCGAUGAGGAGCGGGCUCAGGACUCGCGGGCCAGGCUCCAGAGCCAUGCGGCGGAGCGCGCCGAACAGGCGGAGAUCUUUCGCGAGCUGGAGCGGCUGAAGCGUGAGCGCGAGGAGCAGGCGGUCCGGCUGGAGGCCGAGCGGCGCAGGCUGGAGGAGCGCGAGCGUGAACAGCUGGGCCUGGUAGGGCGACUGGAGGAGCAGCUGAGGGAGCGUCACGAGACGGCUGCUGCCUUGCUGACUCGCGAGGACGCCCGGCGGCUGGACGAGGAGCGCGUCAGCCUUACCGAGAUCCGCGAGGCACUGCUACGCGCUAAGGAGGCGAGCGGGAGGCCCGAUGGCGGCGAAACGGGCGAGGAGGCUGGCCGUGCCGCCCAGGCUCGCUACAUGGACUUCAAGGCAGCGCAGGUGGAGGACCUGGGCCGGUUGGAGGAGGGACUCCGACAGCAGAAAGAGUGCCUUGAGAAGGAGGUGACCUCAGAGCGCGCCGCCUUAGCCCUCCUGGUUCACGGGCACGUGGAGCGUCAGCGACAGCUGCGGGAGACCCAGGAAAAGGGGGCGCAGGACGCCUCAGUGCUAUCUCAAGAGGAGCAGCGCACGCGCCAGGCUGAACAGCGGCUCCUAUUUAAGGAGCGGCAGCUAGCUAGCCUCAGCAAUGGCCUCCUGCCUGCGGUAAUCGAGGAGAGGCAGAGGGCGGAGGAGCUCCUGAGACUUGGAAGCUCGUCUGACGCUGGCCGAGGAUCGCACAUGUUCCUUGGACUAGACAACACCCUGUACCAAGUCGAGAAAGAACUUGAGGAGAAGGAGGAGCGCCUGACCUGUCACUGCGCCAGCGCCAAUGAGCUCCAGCAGCUGCAGGAGACGUACGAGUUCACGGCCAAUGUGGCGCGCCAGGAGGGGAAGGUGCGGCGCAAGGAGAAGGAAAUCCUGGAGUCACAGGAGAAACAGCAGCGCGAGGCCCUGGAGCAGGCGGUGGCACGCCUGGAGAGAAGGCAUUCGGCGCUGAGGCGGAGCGUCGCUCUGGAGCCCGAAGCCGAGGAAGCCGGUCACAGGGCCUCCACCCCGGGCCCUCCCAGGACAGGGCGGGAGCUUGACCGGGAGAGAGUGGAGCGGGAGAUUCAGAAGCUGAAGCAGAGGAUUGCCGAGAAUGAGAGUAGCGCUAGGAGUCACUCAAUGAGCGGCGAGGACAAGACCGUCCUCAACUCCCCCGUCAGCCCAAUCCAGGGUCUCCCCUCGGUGCUACCUGUGGCGGAUGAGAGGAUAAAUGCAUACAUUGAGGAGGAGGUACAAAGAAGAUUACAGAAGCUGAAUCUCCUUAAUGGUGACAAAAGCAUCGAGCUCUCCCCUUCAUCUGAUUCUCUGCAGGAGGACGAAGACAUUAGUGAAUCUAGCUCUGUUAGAUUUACUGAGGAGGAUGCUGAGAAGCUGCCAAACCAGGUUAACCCCAGGAAACUGAAAUAUGAGAAAGACUCCAUGGCCUGGCUGUGGCAUUGCGUUCUGUAUGUCCCCAGACAUGACACCAGAACUCACCUCAACGUGGUUCAAACAAGUUCAGGAGAACAUGAAGGCAAAGACCAAUCUGAGUUUGAUCAAAUGGGCAACGCUGUCUUGGCAGAAAAUAAAAUAAUUUCUUACAAAGAGGGUGUUAAAGCAAAAUGGUGUCAGGUGGGAUUGAAGGUGCAACCAGGACAGGUUGCCCAAGCUGAGAGUGUGAGCAAUGCUUUGUAUUUCAGAAAGUAUAAAAAUUGCAACAGCAACUUUUGCCCUGAUCAAGAAGCAAGCAAUUGUAAUAGCUACAUUGUAGAUAAGGCCAAAAGUCAAUUUUAUUUGCAGACUUCAGAAUCCAAAACCAAAAGCUCACCAUUGGGUAAACACGUACAGUUUUACUCUGCAAAUGGAACCAAAGGCCAAGUUCAAACAGGCAAGAAAAGUAAUGUCCCAACUGUGAUGGAUUCUGAAGUCCCCAUACUCACAAUAAGCUUUAAGAAACAAAUCACCGGCAACUUUGGGCAUUACCAUAUCCCUAAAGAGUCUGUAAACGGGCAAGUGCAAAGGCAUCUCAUAAUUUCUGAACGAGAUCGACUGGCCAAUGAACUUGGAGCUAAGCAGAAUGUUGUCCUUCGAUAUUUGUCAGGCAAGCUAUCUGGAGUUUCCAACAACGUUGGACAAUUUAUGCAGAGUUCAUGGGAUAGCAUUGGUCAAGUUGGAGUAGGAGAGACCAAUACAUGCUUUCAAUACAUGACCAUAGUUCAGCGAAAGCAGCUUGAAACUUCACCGAAAUCCAAACCAAAGCAGAAUAAACAUUAUGUUGUGAAUUUGACCGACAAUUGUCCAUUCGCUUUACCAGUGAAAGAUAAGGGGUCAGCAAUUCCAGACAUUGCAGAAUGGCAUGAAGGUUCUCUGCGCGCAUGCAAUGAUGAGAAGCUUUUAGUUAAUUGUCAGAGGCUAACGCAGUUUCCCAAAUGCCUUUUGACAUUACAGUGUCUUCCUCAUCAGAUGGUGCUAACCCGUUUGUAUGCUGUGAUGCCAGAAAUCGCUGCCCCUUGCCCCCACAUUUUGGCAAUCUAUUGGCUGAGUGUUGCUAAUUGGAAACAGCCCAUAUCGCAACCUAGUUGCAUACUGUUAUCUGAGACUGACCUGUAUGCAGUCUCAGCUAGUUUAGGUGACCACCAGGCAUUGUCAGUUUUUCACCACUUCAGUCUCUUGGACCUCAAGGAGAUCCAAGUGGGCUUGGCUGGGCAGCAUGUACGGCUACUGGGGUCCACUGAAGACAAUAUCUUGAUCUUAUUCACCCACUGUAAAGAGCUUACCCAGAAGCUUUGUCAUAGCCUGCUGAAGAUUAUAGCCCCAACAAUGGUUCUAGAAGGUGCAGGGGCACAGCCAUUGCUCCAAGCAGACCUCUCAAGCUAUUCUCUGGACUGGAGUUCCCACAUUCCAGACAUCGUUCUGGACGGCGGCCCCCGUGUUACCUCACGCUUCAAGAGGAACCUAGCUGAUCUGCUUUACAUAAUUCACGGCAACUUCGAAAGCACGAACAAGCUGUCUUUGGCUAACAUUCACCUUCUUCUUUAUACUUGCGUCAGGGUGGAAAACGACUGCACUUCACACCAAGAAAUCCAGUUCCUUCUUACUGACACCCACAUAAGCUUGGUUCAAGAGAAUGCAGUGUUCCACCCGGUACCUCAAGGGUCAGCUAUGAUUCCCCCCCAACCCCAGUUUCAGGUUGUUGAGCUGCGCAGACGCUCUGACAUCCGAAGUGUGUUCAUGAGAGAAGGCGAAGGAUGCAAGAUGGUUGACAUCUUCUAUUCUGCUGAUGAGCAGGAUGAAGGCCAGAGCAAGGCCAGAAAAGGCCUAGUCAAUGUUCCUAGAACUUCAGAUCGCAAGACCCCAACUGUUUGGAAAUUAACUUUCAGCUGCACCUCAGACGCAACAACCCUUGUCAGUCAUCUGUCGGCCUGAUUAAAGAGUGUCUACAAUGAGUUGGCAAGCUUGUUAUAUUGAUUUUUUUCAGCUGUAGUUUUGAUAAUAAGGAUCGCCUGCUAUAAUGAUCUAGUUUGUUUUUACAUAUAAGAGGUUAUUAACCUUUUCAUUUCAUAAAUAUUGACUAAUACUUCGUAUGGAGGACAUUAAAAUAGCUGCAUUAGAUUUUUAUGUAUUUGAACAUUUAUUUUAAUGGUUCUAUUGAUUCACAAACAGUUACAUUUCCCACUGCUGUUGUACACCUGAAUUAAAUGGUAAUUCAUAUUUAAUUGUCUCUUGAGUGAAAAUCCUCAUUGUUUCAUAUUGAUGUAGUUAUUUCCCAGUCACUGGAAGCUCCUUUAAUUUAUUGGUUAUUUCAGUUUAUACUGUCAGCUUUACUAUCCCUGUGUUCUUACAUGAAUGCUUAUAUCUGUUAGUUAUGAAAGACUGUUGAAUACUCUUCUUCAAUGUGUUUGUGUACAUGUUUAUGCAUUUGUAUAAUUAUGAGGAAUAUUUGAUAUGACUCAACUAUUGUGUGACUUAUUAUGACCGUACUAAUGAUAAAGGGGAGGUUUCCUUUGUUGUAUUCUCUUCAAUUUCUGUGCAUAUACUUGUUUCAACAAUAUUAUUUUUUUUUGGGGGGGGGGGGUUGUUUGGUUACAAAGAACAGGUUGUCACAUUGCUGAGUAUUCAGAUGACAUUGACGACAAUACAUUCUAGAAGAAUCAAAGUGUGCUGUAAAACACUCAAAAAAAUCUCUGAAUUCUCUGAUGUCUCCGCACUGAAUUGAUUACAUCCAUAUUUAUGUCGUUGUACACGGCAUAAUUCAAACAUGUAUGUCACAGCAGAGACAUGAAUAUCAUACCAAGAACGGAGUAGGGUAACAUGUUUCUACUCUGGCCCGUACUUCUGGCAAGACACUUUCAUUAUAUUGUAGACGUCCAGUGCAAGUGCCAUGCUAAUGUGUCAUGACAACAGAGCAUUGGAUCUAAAACCUGAAGCAUACGCUAAAAGCACCGAAAAGGUGAACAAAAAGCCAUGUGUAGAAAUUGGGGAACCUCUGCUUAAAGACGGGAUGUCUCACUAUCUUAACAUAAAAUAGAUAGGUUUAUGAUUUUAGAAUGUGUGUUCCUGGUUUUCUAGCGGCUCUGGUUCUUGUCUUUUCUUUUAUAAACUUUGCACUUUCCAUAUCUCCAUCUUGUCAUCCAUG
This is a messenger RNA of Esox lucius (northern pike), 7100 nucleotides long. RefSeq names its product kinesin family member 16Ba (gene kif16ba). The coding region runs from base 290 to 5890 and encodes 1866 amino acids. Gene Ontology annotation, biological process: microtubule-based movement. The record is from RefSeq and is a predicted model, not a curated record. Lineage: Eukaryota; Metazoa; Chordata; Actinopteri; Esociformes; Esocidae. Gene Ontology annotation, molecular function: microtubule motor activity; phosphatidylinositol binding; ATP binding. The transcript has 25 exons.